Messenger RNA from Salvia splendens (bonfire salvia), 1934 nucleotides. RefSeq names its product desmethyl-deoxy-podophyllotoxin synthase. Bases 251 to 1789 code for a protein of 512 amino acids. The transcript is spliced from 3 exons. Lineage: Eukaryota; Viridiplantae; Streptophyta; Magnoliopsida; Lamiales; Lamiaceae. Gene Ontology annotation, molecular function: iron ion binding; monooxygenase activity; oxidoreductase activity, acting on paired donors, with incorporation or reduction of molecular oxygen. The record is from RefSeq and is a predicted model, not a curated record.
GCCAAGAUAUUCAAUCAUCACACCUCGUGCUUGACUACAAUAUUAAAGGAGGAUUUUUAGUAUUGAUGAUGUGGCAGGAGGAGUUUGUGGCUGGGCUAUGGCUGAGCUAUUGCUGGGCUAUCACCAGUGUGGAUACCCUUAUGUGGACACUCUUAAAUCUUUGGCCGAUAUUAACAAAUUGACAGCUUAAAUUUUCUAUAUAUCAUAACAACUACUUCAACUCAAACACGAGAAAUUUAAACACACAACUAUGGAGUUUAACAUCCCAUCAACACUCAUACCUCUAAUCCCCUUUCUCCUCUUCCUCUUCCUCUUCAUAUUUCUCAAAUCUCAAACAAUCUCAAAAUCAGCAAAGAGUUACUCACACAUCCCCGGCCCCAAACCCCUCCCUCUCAUCGGCAACCUCCACCUCAUGCUGCGCGCCUCCUCCAGCGCCCACCGCCUCUUCCGUUCCCUCGCUGCCAAACACGGCCCCCUGAUGCACCUCCAGCUCGGCGAGCUCCACUUCCUCAUCGUCUCCUCCGUCGACUUCGCGAAGCAAGUGAUGAGAACUCACGACGCCAACUUCGCCAACCGCCCCACGCUGCUGGUGUCGGAGGAGCUCUCCUACAGCAGCACCGGCGUCGGGAGCUCCCCCUACGGCGCCUACUGGCGCCAGCUGCGGAAGAUCUGCAGCGCCGAGCUUCUGAGCGCGAAGCGCGUGCAGUCCUUCCGCAGCAUAAGAGAGGAGGAGAGCACGAACAUGUGCGAAUGGAUCGCUUCCCGCGAUGGAUCGCCGAUUGAUCUGUCGGAGAGGCUUUACUUGGCGAUGUACGAUAUCACUUCGAGGGCGGCCGUGAAGGCGAAAACCGGAGAGCGCGAGGCGAUGGUUUCAAUAGUUGUGGAAUACUUGAAGUUAGCUUCGGGAUUCAUGAUGGUGGAUCUUUAUCCUUCCAUUAAAUUGCUGCCGUUGAUCAGUGGAGCAUGGAUCAAGAUCCGACGGCUCCGUCGCAAGUCGGAUGAGGUGCUGAACGGCAUCAUCGAGAACCAUAGAGCAGCAGCCAACUCUGAUGACGCCGAUGAUGAUGCCAAGUUUGAAGGUUUCUUAGAUAUCCUUCUCAAGUUUGAAAAAGAUGGGACUAUAACUACCGACAACAUCAAAGCAGUGCUCCUGGAUAUGUUCCUAGGGGGAACGGACACGUCAACCGCUACGUUAGAAUGGGCAAUGUCGGAGAUGAUAAGAAACCCUACCACACUCAACAAGGCACAACAAGAAGUAAGAAAGGUUUUCGAUGACAAGGGAUACAUUGACGAAGAAAAGUUAGAUGAGCUAAAAUACCUCAAAUUAAUCAUCAAAGAGACUUUGAGAUUGCGCCCUGCGUUGCCGCUUCUAGUACCGAGAAUGAGUUCCCAAAGAUGUGAAAUUAAUGGUUACGAAAUCCCAGCAGGAACCAGAGUGAUGGUGAAUGGAUGGGGACUAGGAAGAGACCCUGAGUAUUGGAACGAUGCAGAGAAGUUUAUUCCAGAGAGGUUUGAGGGAAGCGAGCAUGAUUUCAAUGGGAGCAAUCUUGAAUACGUACCAUUUGGCGCGGGGAGGAGAAUAUGUCCCGGCAUGUUGUUCGGGUUGGCCAACGUGGAGCUUCCGCUUGCGAUGCUCCUCUAUCAUUUUGAUUGGAAAAUGCCAAAUGGGAUGAACCAUGAAGAAUUGGAUAUGACAGAGGGCAUUGGCGCCACGGUUAAUAGGAAACACCAUUUGCGUCUGAUUCCCGUUGUUAAGCGACCUUUGCGUGCAGGUGCUCUGUUGAUUUAAGGAGUCUUUACUUUGAGCGAUGGGAGUCAGUGACGAAGCCAGAAUUUUACGGUUGUGGGGUCUAAAUAAAAAUUUCAAAUAAUAAAAUGAAACAUAAAUAAUAUUAAAUAAUAUAAAUAUACUGUUGUAAACACAUAGUUCCAUA